Messenger RNA from Dinoponera quadriceps, 558 nucleotides. It is a transcript of the gene Rpp14a, whose product is annotated as ribonuclease P protein subunit p14. The record is from RefSeq and is a predicted model, not a curated record. Gene Ontology annotation, cellular component: ribonuclease P complex. The transcript has 2 exons. NCBI's taxonomy places the organism in Eukaryota, Metazoa, Arthropoda, Insecta, Hymenoptera, Formicidae. Gene Ontology annotation, biological process: tRNA 5'-leader removal. The coding region runs from base 139 to 468 and encodes 109 amino acids.
GCAGUCGCCGAGGGCACGUGAAAGCAUGAAUCAAAUGCCGCCGAGCGAUUGCAUCGCGUAAAAGUAGCGUGAGUGUGUCCGGGAGAUCUUCCGUUCGAUCGUGCAAGAUCAAUGUGAGUCGUGAGCCAACUGCUUCCAAUGCGCAAAAUGCAUUAUUUAGACGUUUCGCUAGAAUUGUCACAGCGAUCUGAUCAAGAAGUAACCCACAUAUACUUGAAGAAGAACGUUCUUCAAGCUGUGCGUCAAUUGUUCGGCGAGGAAGGAGCCAAGAGUACAAUAGAUAUCCUGAAAUUUGACCCAGCGACACUAAGGUUCAUUUUACGUUGUUCAUCCUACGACUACGUGCGACUUAGAGCUGCUCUGACCUUUGCCACAAAGUACGAGGGCCACACGUGCGUGUACAUAGUUCAUCGAGUAUCACCAAACUUGCUAUCGUUCAUCGCCGAUAGUAGAACGUACGAACACUAAAUUAGACCUGUCACUCAAAGAAGAAUAUCCAUCUAGACAGAUACCAUGCCGUCGAUUGUCAAAGAAGGCAAGGACACCAUAAUCUUCGCG